Messenger RNA from Diachasmimorpha longicaudata, 1586 nucleotides. Its product is annotated as protein CNPPD1. The transcript has 5 exons. Bases 17 to 1381 code for a protein of 454 amino acids. Gene Ontology annotation, biological process: regulation of cyclin-dependent protein serine/threonine kinase activity. Gene Ontology annotation, molecular function: cyclin-dependent protein serine/threonine kinase regulator activity; protein kinase binding. The record is from RefSeq and is a predicted model, not a curated record. NCBI's taxonomy places the organism in Eukaryota, Metazoa, Arthropoda, Insecta, Hymenoptera, Braconidae. Gene Ontology annotation, cellular component: cyclin-dependent protein kinase holoenzyme complex; nucleus.
ACCACCGCAUGGUUGGAUGGUCUCGCCAUUAUGCACGCCUAUUUGUCCCUCAUUCGUAGAAAUACCUCAGAUAGUUUCAUGUUUCGGGACUAACUAUUUCUCGGAACGACUAGUUUUUCAGUUAACCAAUGCUCUAGAGCAGUUCAGCCUAACCACCAGUGAUAGAAAAACUAUUUUCGUGAUGUCAAGUGUAGCUAGAGGACGAAGAUCAUCAGGAAAACUCAAGACGAUGGGCAGAGAAGACGAAUUCUUAAGUAGAAUAACGAAAUCUUUGUAUUACUCUAAGCUACCGAAGACUGACAGGCUGAGUUUACCAGUAACAGAAUUCGCAGCUGAAUUAUUUUCCGAAGUGAAAAAUGGUUGCACUCUAGAACGAUUGGACGCCGAAGAAGCCAGUAGAAUCUCCAGAAAUGCUUGCGUAUCUCCCUGCUCCUUUGUUCUGGCUCUUCUGUAUUUGGAACGUUUAAAAGAUUGUAAUCCUGAAUACCUAUACACAGUCGCACCGUCUGAGCUUUUCCUCGUGUCUCUGAUGAUUGCUAGUAAAUUUCUGAAUGACAAUGGCGAAGAGGAUGAAGUAUUCAACAGUGAAUGGGCACAGUCUGGGGAGUUAACUACGCCACAGAUAAAUAAACUGGAAAAAGACUUCUUGAAUGCAAUUAAUUGGGAAAUAUUCAUUCACAAUGACCAAUUCUGGGAUCGCCUGAGAAAAUUGGAGAAGGACCUAGCUUAUAAGGAAGGGAUGAAACGAGGUUGGUUCUCGUACCAAGAGCUGUCGUGUCUCAUUGAGAAUAUAAGAAUAACAGCAAUUGUCCAGGCACUCAUCAGCAUCUCCUCGGUAUGCCUUGCAGCCUAUACAGCCGGUGUUGUCACUCUCCUAGGGUCCGCCCUUAUCGCGAGCCACAUCCCCGGGACCUGUCUGGCCCCCAGGACGUCCUCUCCGUCUCUCAACGCGACAAAGAUAUUAGGCACCGCCGCCCCAACUCUUCCAAAGGUUCACGACAAUUUUAACGAGUUAGAUCGUUUCUCUGAGGAUGUGAUGAACCAGGAAGGCUUAAGACAUAACUUCAUCAUUCUUGGACAUUAUUAUGAGCAUUCUGAGGCCCAGAACGAAACCUGGCACGGGUGGCUGGCCUCGUUGGCCAAUUGGAUGCCAGAAUAUUCAGAAAAAAACAAGAAUCAACUGAAAAAAAUGGCGAUUCCCUUGCACAAUCCAGUAGGGUCUUUCGUUACAAAUUCUCAGGCGCUGAUGGGCGAUCACAAGUCAUGGAAUGACUUUGUAACCGAAAUUAAUUGGAAGGAAACACUCAAGGAGAGCCUCGAGGGCCCCAGUUCGUGGCAGUAUUACGUGGAGUUGGUGUCGAAAAUUUCGAUCGGAGGGUGAUCUCAUGGGAUGAGAAAAUCGUAGCUCAGAGAAGUGUACGUGUAUUUUUUAUCCUGAAAGUGUAUAAAAUAUAUUUUUUGUACUAAUACAUUGAGAAGAGGAGAUAUGAAAAGUAACUAACAACUAGCUUUCUUUGUUAUUUAUAUUGGAAAUGAAUAUUUUAGGACUCGGAUUAUUUAACAGCAAUAAAGUUUCAAUUGGGAAA